AUGUUGUAUCUUGAACAUCUUGCCGAGUAUAGGCGGAACCUAUCUGAAAUUAUUUUACAGAUAAGCGGGCUGGAUCUUGACAAACAGAAUGUCCAAGCUAUAUUUGCCCCAUUUCAGAUCUCAGAGGAUAAUUUCACCAUAGAGACUUUAUUUAUGUAUCCUCAACUUAUACCAAGACAAUAUAGAGUAAGCAUUAAUCGCUUGAAAUCUCUACAGAGAGUGGUUCUAUAUGAUUAUAGGCCUUCGCAACUAGCGACAGCUCUCCAAGCGCAAGGGGUAGAGAACUUGAAAAUCAAAGAAUUGCAAAUUUUCACUACCCUUGCUAAAAAUGAUACUACUGGUUUGGAAUACUUGAAAGAUCACUUUGAUUUGGAAUACAUUACCUUGUUGGAGUUACUAGUAAAAAUUCCACGAGUUACCAAGACAUUGAAAAAGAAAUUCAGAAGGUUGUUUUCUCAAAUGGUGAAUGUCAAACACUUAUUUUUAUCACGAGAUAUCGUUCAAAUUGAAAAUAUCAUGGACCAAAUCCAACCGAAUACAAUUGAAACAUUUGCAACUACAUUUUGCACCUUUGCUGAAGUCCAAUAUGCUUUACGAAAUCAGGAGAACUCAGUGGUGACUAUUAUACGAGAUGAUGAUUCGAAAAUUGGCUGUAUCAAAGGGCCAUUUCGCUUUGUGUUCUGCAGGGUGUUGGCAAUGACAAAGGAAAAUUCUGCAUUCGUUAAAUCGAUUCAAGAAAAUGGAAAAAGAUACCCCAAGUUGAAAGGAAUAAUUGCUGAUAUGUGCUAUUACACCAUUGAAAGGAACGGAUCAGAUACUGGCCUAAAACUAAAACGUAUCAGUUGA
Molecule: messenger RNA, 846 nt
Organism: Spathaspora passalidarum NRRL Y-27907
Lineage: Eukaryota; Fungi; Ascomycota; Pichiomycetes; Serinales; Debaryomycetaceae
Exons: 1
Coding region: 1-846 (281 amino acids)
Source: RefSeq, a predicted model, not a curated record